CAUCGCCAUGACGCCCAGCCUGCUGAGGGGGAUGAUCAUGAUUGCGCUUAUCAUCUCGGUCGUCUUGGCUCACUUCAACCUGUACAAGGCGCUGCGGGGACACGGAAUGCGUGGCGCAGUGGGAGAAACGCUCAGCGCGGUCUCCCUGGUCAGAUGCGCCCACACGUGUGACAAGUGGAAGCCCUCCUGCCGCGCCUUCGUCGUUCAUCUCCCCACCAAUACCUGCGCGGUUUACACCUCCUUUCGAUCCGUCCAUUUACACGAGGCCUUCGAUCUGUAUUUCGAUUUCGGCAUAUACCAGGACCUCGACUACAAAGACGAGAACGGCACACUUCUGUACUACCCACCCCUGAGCUCGGGUCCGAUAAGUUUCUACAGCUGGCCAAGUCAGUGCCAAGCCCGCUGGGGAAAAGUGUUCAUGGCCAAGACUAUGAGCGACUGGCAGUUAAUGAUUAGCAUUUUUCAGAAGGCAGGGUACUCGAACAUGUGGGUGCCGAUAAGGGAGAAUAAGAGCAAUGAAGGAACAUACUAUUGGAAUGAUAACACAGCUGGUGAGGGAGGAAGGGGUUGCACUCCAGGAGAAUUGGGCAUCACGAUUAUAGACGACGGUGGAGCAACUGAAGAAAGGACCCUGAAAAACAAUGGUUUAUAUGCUUACAUGAAUUAUAUUGACUGCGCUAUGGUUUCCGGGAACAUGACAGAGGAAGUCCAGAUAGUGAAUUGCUACAACCGUAUCGUGGGGUACAUUUGCCAAAGCGGAGUUCCCGGCCAAGAUAACUGUGGAGGUGCACCCCGAACAUUGAAUAUUUUCCCUCUCUCUCUGUCUGUUUCUGUAAGUGCCUCUCUCGUUAGUGAAUGCAAUGUUAGUCUAUUUGACUUUGAUUUCUUAUUGGUGUUAUAAGUACACAGAGAUAAAUAAGGAGAAGCAUACAAUCUGGAGAGGUAGCGCGUAUGGCUGGAGGGCAGCGUGGCCGGCCAUGGUAUCGGCAAAAGUCGCUGACAAGACGGCGAGUGGAAUUUAUAUUAUAUCGAGCGACUCGAAUCCUUGCUAUAAAAAAAGGCAUCGCCAGGGACCACCAGCUCCGCCGCUAGCGAUCGGACGCCACGAAAAGUGGUAACCGACAAGAAGUGCUACUACCAAGCGAAUUAAAACA
Molecule: messenger RNA, 1154 nt
Organism: Penaeus monodon (black tiger shrimp)
Lineage: Eukaryota; Metazoa; Arthropoda; Malacostraca; Decapoda; Penaeidae
Exons: 4
Coding region: 8-901 (297 amino acids)
Source: RefSeq, a predicted model, not a curated record